AUGUCACUGUGCAGAUUGUCGCCAGGGGAAUGUGUCAACCGUUGCCCUUGCGUCCGGUUGGAUAAUCCAAUACCUGGCGGUUUCCUCUCCCUGAAUCAUCAUGCGCGACAGCUUAAUCUGGACAAUGAAACGCUAACUUGCGAGAUAGCCUCCAUUGUCGGUCGCCCCCGUCACCAUGGUAUCAUGAUUGGUAUGGGCCAGAAGGACUCGUAUGUCGGUGAUGAGGCACAGUCGAAGCGUGGUAUUCUCACCCUCAGAUACCCCAUCGAGCACGGUGUUGUCACAAACUGGGAUGACAUGGAGAAGAUCUGGCAUCACACAUUCUACAACGAGCUCCGUGUCGCUCCUGAGGAGCACCCUGUCCUCUUGACCGAAGCCCCCAUCAACCCCAAGUCCAACCGUGAGAAGAUGACCCAGAUUGUCUUCGAGACCUUCAACGCUCCCGCCUUCUACGUCUCCAUCCAGGCCGUUCUCUCCCUCUACGCUUCCGGUCGUACCACCGGUAUCGUCUUGGACUCUGGUGAUGGUGUCACUCACGUUGUCCCCAUCUACGAGGGUUUCGCUCUCCCCCACGCCAUCUCCCGUGUCGAUAUGGCCGGCCGUGAUCUGACGGACUACCUGAUGAAGAUCCUGGCCGAGCGUGGUUACACAUUCUCCACUACCGCUGAGCGUGAAAUUGUUCGUGACAUCAAGGAGAAGCUUUGCUACGUCGCUCUCGACUUUGAGCAGGAGAUUCAGACUGCCUCCCAGAGCUCCAGCUUGGAGAAGUCCUAUGAACUUCCCGAUGGUCAGGUCAUCACCAUUGGUAACGAGCGUUUCCGUGCUCCCGAGGCUCUCUUCCAGCCUAGCGUUCUGGGUCUGGAAAGCGGCGGUAUCCACGUCACCACUUUCAACUCCAUCAUGAAGUGUGAUGUCGACGUCCGUAAGGAUCUCUACGGUAACAUUGUCAUGUCUGGUGGUACCACCAUGUACCCCGGUAUCUCCGACCGUAUGCAGAAGGAAAUCACUGCCCUUGCUCCCUCGUCUAUGAAGGUCAAGAUCAUUGCUCCUCCUGAGCGUAAAUACUCUGUGUGGAUUGGUGGUUCCAUUCUGGCCUCUCUGUCCACCUUCCAGCAGAUGUGGAUCUCCAAGCAGGAGUACGACGAGAGCGGUCCUUCGAUCGUUCACCGCAAGUGCUUCUAA
Aspergillus fumigatus Af293 is the source of this 1182-nucleotide messenger RNA. RefSeq names its product actin ACT1 (gene act1). NCBI's taxonomy places the organism in Eukaryota, Fungi, Ascomycota, Eurotiomycetes, Eurotiales, Aspergillaceae. The record is from RefSeq and is a predicted model, not a curated record.